This is a messenger RNA of Dreissena polymorpha, 1434 nucleotides long. Its product is annotated as DNA-directed RNA polymerase II subunit RPB9-like. The record is from RefSeq and is a predicted model, not a curated record. The transcript has 5 exons. Gene Ontology annotation, biological process: maintenance of transcriptional fidelity during transcription elongation by RNA polymerase II; transcription initiation at RNA polymerase II promoter; DNA-templated transcription. NCBI's taxonomy places the organism in Eukaryota, Metazoa, Mollusca, Bivalvia, Myida, Dreissenidae. Gene Ontology annotation, cellular component: RNA polymerase II, core complex. The coding region runs from base 188 to 571 and encodes 127 amino acids. Gene Ontology annotation, molecular function: nucleic acid binding; zinc ion binding; DNA-directed RNA polymerase activity.
AAGUUAAUAUUCACUUAUUACAUGCAAAUAAUUUGAAAGCAUGUAUAUUUGGAUUUACAAUGCAUGCUUUCAUAUACCGAUGGACAUAAUAAAACACACACUGGCAAUGAUGUAAGCAGCAAAGGGAACAACAACAGAAACAACAACAACAUCGAAAUAAAUACAGAAAUUGACUAUUAAUCAGAAAAUGGACCAGUACGAUCAACACGAUGAUGGUCCAGGAUUUGUUGGAAUAAAAUUCUGCAAAGAAUGUAACAAUAUGUUGUACCCGAAAGAAGACAAAGAAAGCAGAAAUCUACUUUAUGCUUGUCGCAAUUGUGAUUAUCAGCAAAUAGCAGACAACCCAUGUAUAUAUGUGAACAAGAUUACACAUGAAGUGGACGAGCUGACCCAGAUUAUUGGAGAUGUGAUUGCGGACCCAACCCUUCCCCGGACUGACGACCAUCCAUGCCCGAGAUGUGGACACAAGGAAUCAGUUUUCUUCCAGUCUCACAGUUCAAGGGCAGAGGAGGGUAUGAGACUGUAUUAUGUCUGCACCAACGCCCAGUGUGUUCACAGAUGGACAGAGUGAUACCACCCCAGACCUCUUUCAGUUCUGUGGACAAAUCCAACAAACAUUUUGUGGUUGCUUGUUACCCUGCAGUUCAAAAUUAAGUGUACAUUCAUAAGGAUAUUCUUUGAACGUCUAUUGAAUAGCUCAAACGUUUGAAUUAAUCUAUGUAUUAGGGAGCGUUUCGUAAAUUUGACCAUACUUAUUCAGAUGGCUUUUUAUAUUGGUUUGAAAUAUUGUUUGCUCUAAAGUCUAUCCUCGCAGUUUUGAAUAUUGUUCAAUCAAUGUCUAUGUCUUUUCAUAGUUAACUACUGCAAAACUGCCCUUUUUUCACGCAUUGUAAACUGUAAUGAAGCCUCGCUUUGGGAUAUUGGGGUUUAUGCAUGUGCUAAAAUUGUUGUCCCAGAUUAGUUUGUGCAGUUUGUAGACUAAUCAGGCGUGGCACUUUCCUCUUUGGAAUUUUUUAUUUGUAUGCAGUCUCUUCUAAAAGCAAAUCCAGGUUGGGCAAAAUUUGAGAGUUUCCCCUGAAUAGCCAGUGCAGUCAGUCUCAAUUUCGGCUGAUAGCCAGUGCAGUCAGUCACAAUUUCGGCUGAUACAAAUCCUGUUUUUCCAGAGCGAGGCUAUAUUUGUGAAAAAGUGGCAAAAGCAAAUACCAUUAGCAUCAACUAUUCCGCAUACCCAUAAUCUACUUUCUUAUGUUUUGCCACAUUUCCUGCACACAAUUCUGCUUGAAGAAUUUUGUUUUGAUAAUUGCUAUUUAAAUAUGCAGUAAUAUAUAAAGUUUGACAACUUCAAGUUUUGAAGAGGUAAAUUUUAAAUGUCACAUACCUUUGACGCUAGAAAUUUUACCAUCGAUGAUUUUCAUAAUAAACAUCACAAUGAUU